UUUACUCCACAUGGUGAUAAUUUAAGGCAAAAUAUGCUGCUGUUAUUAAAACAAACCUGUAAAGAAACCCCCUCUGGGAGUUGAGAGGGACUAUCAAAAGCAGCAGUUUUGGGAAAGAGGAGAUUGGGAGGGAGAAGACAAUCAAAGGCUGCUAUUUUAAUCUGGCCUGCCUCGGAGAUUAGCCGGCCACAUUGUUUUAAUUGUUUUAACUGGAGGGAAUGAAACGCUCGCUUAUUGGUGGUUCCUUGGGCAUAAAUCUCUCAAGUUCAAUAGUUUCAAAAACUUGAGCUCCUUGCCACCCCUCCUCUCUUCUCUCAGCCUACCUAAUCCCGGCUAAUACCUUUCUUUCUAUUGGCUAAUGGCGGAGGGGAGCAUGGGUAAAUGCUUCUUAAAUAGUCGAGGGGUGAGAAUGGGUUUUUCGGAGAAUUAGAUCCGUGCCAGGACAAAGAGCGCAGGUGGGAGUCAGACCAGGCCUAAAGCGGAGUAAAAAAUUAUUUCCGACUACAAUUUUGCUAAAUUGAUUUCCGAGCUCGGAGGCGAACCUGGACCUGACGUCUGCGCGGGAUUUCAGAGUCCACCAUGUACUCUUUGAAUUUCUGCGGGACCCCCGGUGCCGCUGCCGCGCACCCCUACCAGGAUUUGAACCCCACGAUGUUGGACCUCCGCCGGCAGGUGGCGGAGCAGUACCGCGCAUACUCCGCGGUAGGCCCGCCCGCUCACACCUUCACCAUGGCGGCGGAAAGGCUUGCAGAGCUUAUCCUGGAAGCUCGCUACGGCAACCAACAGAAGCAGCGCCGCAGCCGCACCGCGUUCACAGUGUCACAGCUGCAGGCUCUGGAGAAGGCCUUCCAGCAAACACAAUAUCCAGAUGUUAACAUCAGGGAAAGGCUGGCCAUGUGCAUCAACCUGCCUGAGGCCCGCAUUCAGAAUUUAUGGGGUUACAGCCCAGCAUUAUAUAACAGUUAUACUGUAAUCUGGAUAACACAGUUUGGUUCAAAAACAGGAGGGCAAAGUUUCGUAAAGGUCAGAGAUGCUCCACCAGCACAAGAGACCAAAAUCUAGAUGAAAAUCAACAUAACAGGAAAAUGGGUCAGAAGAAAGAGAGGAUUGAAGAGGAAAAAGACACCGCAAUGUCACAGGCUGGGAGUAACAACCCACUUCCAAAUGGUUUGGAUGAAACCAAGGAUUUGGACUCUGAUACCUCUCAAUUUUCCCUGCAACUUCACUCUCCUCCACAUGUCCCCUUUGUGUCAGGGGUCCACUACAGUCAGCCGCCUCAUCAUCCUGCUCUGUUUCCUGAUGUUGUCUUUCCCCCAUUAUUUUGGCCCACCAUCCAACAGCACAGCUCUCUCUUGGCAGGAUCUACAUUCAGUUACAAGAAACUGUAGUCCCUUUAGGCUGCAUGCUAAAACUGUGUGCCAUCCUCAAAUGAGAUGCUCCUUUUGUGCUAAAUCAGUCUGUGAAAUCAGUCUGUGUGGAGAACAGAUUCUUACAUCCAAAAAAAAUACAGAAGAAAUGAAUGACCAAAUACUUUUUAAGUCAAUUAGGCAUUAAUAUGCCUUAGGAGUAUCAAAACUUUUGUCUGUAAGGAUCAGCAUCCACAGAUUCGACUUGUGUACCAUAGCAACACUAUGAGCACUAUGGCAUAAAAUGUGAAAUAAAAUUAUUUGCACCUUUUUUUGAAAACUCAAUUGUCUUUGUUUAAUAAAGUUUUUUAAGAAAUACCACAGUAGGAUAAGGCUCUCAAUGCUUUAUUUCUGCCUGCUUUAAAAGAAAUCUUUUUUUGAACAGUAGAAAAAUUAUAAUAUAAGCACAACAUUGUUAGAUCUCCUUUUUGUAAUUUAAAAAACAACAAUUAUCUCCUUUUGCCUCCUGUUCUAUUGUGUACAUUUUUAAUUAAUGAAAACACAUUAAACGUCUGCCUGUUCAAGGAGUG
Molecule: messenger RNA, 1936 nt
Organism: Oryzias latipes (Japanese medaka)
Lineage: Eukaryota; Metazoa; Chordata; Actinopteri; Beloniformes; Adrianichthyidae
Gene: dmbx2
Product: diencephalon/mesencephalon homeobox 2
Biological process (GO): regulation of transcription by RNA polymerase II
Molecular function (GO): RNA polymerase II transcription regulatory region sequence-specific DNA binding; DNA-binding transcription factor activity, RNA polymerase II-specific
Source: RefSeq, a predicted model, not a curated record